AAUAUCAGUCAUCCUUAUCAAACCGCUCAGCUCGCUCGCUCAUUAGUCGAGUCGUUUCUCAUGGCGACUUCUCCAGCGGCUACUUCUGUUCGGCUUCACCACGAAGCCGCCGCCGCCGCCGCCACCAACAUAUAUGACUUGCCGGACGUGAUCCUCUCGAACGUUAUCGCCGCCAUCUCCGACGCGCGCAGCCGCAACUCCGCCGCGCUCGUCUGCCGGAAAUGGCUGGUACUCGAACGCGCCACGCGGACCUGCCUCACGCUCCGCGGCAACGUGAGGGACCUCAUCAUGCUUCCCACGUGCUUCAGAUCCGUGACUCAUCUCGAUCUGUCGUUGCUCUCCCCGUGGGGCCACCCUCUCCUCUCCCACGCGAACUCCGGCACCGCCAUCGCCACUGACCCGGCCCUAAUCGCGCACCUCCUCUGCCAUGCCUUUCCGUCGAUUACUUCGCUCAAGCUCUACGCUCGCAAUCCCUCCACGCUCCAGCUCCUGGCUGCGCAGUGGCCGCAGCUGAUGAAAAUCACGCUGGUCCGAUGGCAUCAACGGCCGCAGUUGGCCGCCGGCGAGGAACUCAGCUCCUUCUUUCGCGAAUGUUCGAAUAUCGUGUCGUUAGACUUGUCUGCGUUUUACUGCUGGACCGAUGAUAUUCCUCCUGCGCUUGAAUCUCACCCCCAAGUUUCCUCGAAACUCACCGCCCUAAAUCUCCUAAAUCCUUCGUUCUCCGAAGGCUUCAAGUCCGAAGAAAUCACCGCAAUUGCAAAAUCCUGCCCCAAUUUGAGAGAAUUCCGCGCUGCUUGUAUGUUCGAUCCUAGGUACAUUGGUUAUGUCGGGGAUGAAGCCCUGGUUACAAUAGCCACCAAGUGCCCCAAUCUCUCCGUGCUUCAUUUAGCUGAUACUUGUGCUCUAUCCAGUACGAGAGGUGAUCCGGGGGACGAGGGUUUCACAGCCGAGGAAGCAAAGAUAACGGUUUCCACUUUGAUUGAGGUAUUUUCUGGUCUUCCAUUACUAGAAGAACUUGGUUUGGAUGUUUCUAAUAGUGUUAGAGAUAGUGGUCCUGCAUUUGAAAUUCUCAAUUCAAGAUGUCCUAGAUUAAAAUUCCUGAAGUUAGGGCAAUUCCAUGGCGUUUCCACGCCGAGAGAUUGGAAGUUAGAUGGAGUUGCUCUUUGUCAAGGGCUGAGAUCUUUAUCAAUUAGGAAUCCAGGAGACUUGAAUGAUAUGGGAUUGAUAGCUAUAGGGAGAGGGUGUUCCAGGCUGGGGAAGUUUGAGAUUCAAGGUUGUAGGAGGAUUACAAUGAAGGGAAUGAGAACUCUCGCUAGUUUGCUUAGGAAGACUUUGGUUGAUGUCAAGAUCUCUUGCUGCAAAAACCUUGGUGCAGUCUCGUCGUUGAAAGCCUUGGAGCCAAUACAAGAUACCAUCCAAAGGCUUCAAAUUGAUUGCGUGUGGGAUAGCGUGGAGGAUAUGGGGAGUUCUAAUGGAGUUGAGUUCAAUUUUGAUCUCAACAAGGUAAAUGGAGCUGGAGUAUCUGAUACUAGUAUGGAUGAUGAUGAUGAUGAUUCAGUAAUGUGCUGCAACAAGAAGAAAAGGCCAAAGUAUUCUUAUGAUUUGAAUACUCUGUACGAUGAAGCCAUUGGUGAAGGCAACGACUGCGGCACUAGUUUUGGUGGUGGUCAGACCUGGAACAAGCUGCAUUAUCUCUCGCUUUGGAUUGGUGUGGGUGAGCUUCUCACUCCGCUUCCUGGUGCUGGUCUCGAGAAUUGUCCAAACUUGGAGGAGAUACGGAUUAAGGUGGAAGGCGAUUGCAGGGUAUUGUCUAAACCUUCAGAUAGAGCAUUCGGGUUGAGAACUCUUUUGCGCUAUCCUAAGCUUUCGAAGAUGCAUUUGGAUUGUGGAGACAUUAUAGGCUAUGCGCACACUGCGCCGUCAGGGCAGAUGGAUUUGAGCCUGUGGGAAAGGUUUUAUCUUUUUGGAAUUGGGAAUUUGAGUCUAAGCGAACUUGAUUACUGGCCACCACAGGACAGGGAUGUCAACCAAAGGAGUUUAUCCCUACCGGCACCUGGUUUGCUACAACAAUGCUUAAUGCUUAGGAAGCUUUUCAUUCAUGGAACAGCGCAUGAACACUUCUUGAAGUUCUUUCUCAAUAUCCCAAACCUGAGAGAUGUGCAACUGAGAGAAGAUUAUUACCCAGCACCUGAGAAUGAUAUGAGUACUGAGAUGAGAGCUGAUUCUUUAAGUCGCUUUGAAGCAGAGCUAAACAGGCGCCAGAUUUCGGAUUGAUGCAGGGAGUGAAUCUGUAGUUCACACCAGUUUGGGGAACAAAAUCCAUUUAAAAUUUUUGAAAUUUUCUUACUUACUGCUAAUGUACAAAUGAGAGCUGUCGUUGCAUGACAAAGUCAUACUUUUUGAUUCCA
This is a messenger RNA of Ipomoea triloba (trilobed morning glory), 2408 nucleotides long. Its product is annotated as F-box/LRR-repeat MAX2 homolog A. Gene Ontology annotation, cellular component: SCF ubiquitin ligase complex. The record is from RefSeq and is a predicted model, not a curated record. Gene Ontology annotation, biological process: SCF-dependent proteasomal ubiquitin-dependent protein catabolic process. The coding region runs from base 61 to 2274 and encodes 737 amino acids. Lineage: Eukaryota; Viridiplantae; Streptophyta; Magnoliopsida; Solanales; Convolvulaceae. The transcript has a single exon.